GGAUUCAGUAUCAAACUAUCUACUAUCCCUGGAGCCGGGUUCGGGGGGUUCCGAGAGAAGUUUAUACCGAAACACACAAUCAUUGGAAGUUACGAGGGGCUCAUCCACACCAACCACAAAGACGACGUCCUAUACUCAUGGCAGAUGGAGAAAAUUGGAUCUAAAGGAGUGUACGUCAUUGACGCCGGAAGUCCGGCUAAUAGUAACUGGUUACGUUGGAUAAACUGCGCCGGAAACAUUGAACAGGAAAACCUGAUAGCAGUAUCGUGCGCAGGUCUCAUUCUCUACAUGACAACCAGAGAUAUCGACCCCGGAAGUGAAAUGUUUGUCUGGUAUGGUGACGAUUACGGGGACUUUCUCAAAAUCAGCAGAGUUCACCCAGAGUCGGACCUACAGGGGAUUUUCAACAUCCGGAUCAACGUUCUUUCGUUUGAUGACGAGGAUCGGACGAUAUACAGUGACGGAAGUCCGGUCACUUACAUGAACUGGGUCCCGGAAGCAGCGUCAGCCGUCUUGGACAACACAGUCGGCCUCGUUCUGACAUACAACGGAAGUGAAUGGAAAUGGUUUCCGGAGAAGGACUAUCGAUAUUUUACUGGUCCGGACGGUCUGCAUCUUCCCUUUGUGUGUGAGGAUAGAACCACUUAUAAUGUUGACAGAGUUGUCAAUCCUGAUUACAAGGAACCUGAGGCGAGAGAGUCGUCUGCUAGUCACGUGGAGUCAGACAUUUUAGCGGAACGCGACAUGAAACCAUUAAAUAAUGAAGAUCAACUGGAACCGGAAGUAGUUUGGGAUGGUUCAGUGUAG
Molecule: messenger RNA, 807 nt
Organism: Saccostrea cuccullata (small rock oyster)
Lineage: Eukaryota; Metazoa; Mollusca; Bivalvia; Ostreida; Ostreidae
Exons: 3
Molecular function (GO): protein binding
Source: RefSeq, a predicted model, not a curated record